GUCGCCUCCCCUCGCUCGCUCGCUCGCAUACAUGCAUGAUUCCUGUGGACGAACACACACAGAGAGAGAGAGAGAGAGGAAGAAGAGGUUUGAGAGAGAGAGAGAGAGAGAGAGGGAGAAGAGGUUAGAGAGAGAGAGAGAAGCAUGUCUCACUUGUCACCCCCUCAUCUUCUACGCUAUAAAUAUCCCCACAACCCACCUCCAAGAGCCCAUCCCCAGCUGCACGCUUCUUGGCUCCUGUCCAUCAUACUUGGCUUUCUCAUUUCUCACUUUGGAGGGCAACCACCCAAGAGAGUACUGUUCCUAUCGAGAAGUGAUGGAGAGGAUCAACUCCGAGCUCUACUUGCAGAACUGUUACAUAAUGAAAGAGAAUGAAAGGCUGCGGAAGAAGGCACAGCUUCUGAACAAGGAGAACCAGGCCCUCUUGUCUGAACUGAAGCAGAAACUGGACAAAUCCAACGCCAACGCCAACUCCGACUCCAAUCCCAACCCCAGCCCCGUCAUGGACCUCAACGCCACCCCUUCAAACGACAACACUCCUGGUGCAAGCAAGCCUUGAUGCAGUGCAAGUGUGCUCGGAGGAUUUUUUUGGAUGCUUUUGUGAUGGGGCUAAAAAUCUGUGUAGUUUGAUCACUUUUGCCCCCAGGGCAGUAAUAUAUAGUUCUGUUAUCAAA
This is a messenger RNA of Phoenix dactylifera (date palm), 674 nucleotides long. It is a transcript of the gene ZPR3, whose product is annotated as binding protein. NCBI's taxonomy places the organism in Eukaryota, Viridiplantae, Streptophyta, Magnoliopsida, Arecales, Arecaceae. The record is from RefSeq and is a predicted model, not a curated record.